CUGAGGAUUGGAUUACCUCACCGCCCAAGAUCCAAUCCCGUUAAUUGAGACAAGUCAGCCAAGUGCUCUGAUCACCUGAUUCAUCGGGGGACCUUGCCCAUUAUUACCGCUGCUGCUGCUGCUGCUGCUAAGUUGCUAACCAAUUAAGUAAAGGAACGGACUAGUUAGUCCAGCAUCAGCAAUAAUAAAUUCGAUCAAUAGGAAACAGGAAGAGGAAGAAGAGGCUGCGGCUUUAGUUUUAGAGGAAGAGGAAGAGGAAGAGGAAGAGAGGACAUUGUUUGUAUCUAUCUGUCUCUGUCUACUUCAUCCAUAAUAGCUCAUGUCGCCCUCAUCACAGGGAGGAGGCCGGGAAAGUGUGGUGUUGGUGGCAGUAAGGGCCGAGGGGGAGCUCUCCAAGACAGCUCUGGCAUGGGCUCUCACGCACAUUGUCCGUCCGGGAGACCUGGUUACCCUCCUCGCCGUACUCCCUGGCCUCCAUGAUUCACCGGGCAAGGGCGUGUGGCGAAGGAUGUUGCGGGGAUUUCCCAAGUUGAACGCCGCCACCGACGCAAGGCGGCGAGAGAGGAGGUGUCAAAUCUCCGCGUCGUGCUCACAAAUGGCGCUGCAGAUCGACGGGCAAAGUGAGAUCAAUGUGAGAAUAAAGGUGGUGGGAUCGGAGGAGGAGAUAAGCCCAGGCGGAGCCGGUGUGGUGGCUGCCGAGGCCAACAGAAUCGGCGCCGACUGGGUCGUGCUUGACAAGCAACUGAAACAGGAAGAGAAGCACUGCAUGGAGCAGUUGCAAUGCAACAUUGUAGCAAUGAAAGGUUCCCAUGCCAGGGUGCUCCGGCUCAACUUGGGAGAAACCCAAAGACCAUGUCUAAACAUCUCCUCUUCUUCAUCUGCUCUAAAUCUUGAGCCAAGUGAAAUAUAUCCGUACAACAAAAUCAUCAAGAAUUCACUAUCAAAUUCCAGCACAGGAAGCUCCUCUAUGUACGUUUGUGGGAACAAUCCUCUGUUUUCAGAAGUUCAAACUAAGAAGCUGAUGAUUUCAAGAGGAUCCAGCAGUUUGAAUGAUUUAUAUGCAUCUGAUUCUGAUGGUAGCAGGAGAGCAAGCCCCCGCUAUGCUAAUCCAUCAUUAGAAUUCAACAACCGUGAUGCAGGACACACGGACUCCUGCAGAGCUAAUCCAAACAAUAAUCACCAUCAUUCCGGAUCAGGUCACGAUGGAGUAUAUUGGAUUCCAGAGUACAUUUCGGAAGAUGCUCCAAUUGUUCAAAGAUGUAAAAGUAGUGAACGCAACAACAAGCCUCCAACCACAGUCCGAAACUUGAAAGGGGAAUUCUCUGAAUAUGAUAGGAAGUCUCUGCUCCAAAAACUCAAGCUACAUCGGUAUUUGGCCAAGGAGCGCAUGCACGUGUCGGAUGUUAGGGAGGCUGUCUCUCUGCAUGGAAAUACCCCUUCCAUUCCACCUCCACUAUGUUCCUUGUGCAGGCAUAAGGCUCCAUUAUUUGGAAAACCACCAAGACAGUUCACAUACCAAGAACUAGAAGAGGCCACUCAUGGAUUCUCAGAUGAGAACUUGUUGGCAGAUGGCUGGUCAGGUAGAGUACAUAGAGGCAUGUUACAAGAUGGGCGUGCAGUGGCUGUGAAGCAGCUGAAGACAACUGGCCGCAAUAAUCUUCGUGGGGUGGAGGAGUUUCUCACAGAAGUGGAGAUGCUGAGUCGAGCUCAACAUCGAAAUGUGGUGAUGUUGGUAGGGUUUUGUAUUGAAGAGAAUGUGAGAGUGUUGGUUUAUGAAUACAUCUGCAAUGGUUCGUUGGACUUCCAUUUAUACGGACAAGAAAAGGCACCACUGGACUGGCAUGCAAGAGUUAAAAUUGCAAUGGGUGUGGCAAGAGGGUUGCGCUACCUUCACGAAGACUGCAGGGUGGGCUUUGUUGUUCACAGAGAUAUUCGCCCCAACAACAUCCUCCUCACCCAUGACUUGGACCCUCUGUUCGGGGACUUGAGCAUCACAAGACGGCAAACUGAGUAUUCUCCUUGUGUGGGCACUAAUGUUCCCCAAACUUUUGGGCAUCUUGCACCGGAGUACAUUGAAUAUGGGAUCGAGACGGAGAAAGCAGAUGUCUACGCAUUUGGAGUGGUUCUUUUGGAGCUAAUUACAGGAUGUAGAGCGAUGGACUCAAGCAGGCCAAAGGGUCAGCAGUUCUUGGCACAGUGGGCUCGCCCACUGCUAUCUCAGGCGGCAAUGGACGGUCAGAGUUGCACAGUGAUGGUUAACAGGUAUCUAGACCCACGCCUUAAUCAGGGUCAGGUUGGCUUGUUAUCGCAGCCGCUUCGUGCUAUGACUUGUGCCGCUUCUUUGUGUCUCCGUCGUGAACCUGAAACAAGACCAUCAAUGUCAAAGGUCUUGAGAGUGCUCGAGGGCAAUGCUUUGGUUGAUGCGCAUGUCAGUGUGGAUUCAAUUGGCAGCAGAAGCGGACGUAUAAGUGGUGAUCAUUUCCCUGGUGAUGGCACCCGGAUCCAGACGGGGGGCAGCAUGUCUCUCAGGUUUCCCAAUGAAGUUGUUUCUGGUGCUCUUUGUGCAGACCAGGCCUGGCCCCUAUUCUCUUAAUUAACCUCUCUACUCUCAACGAUAUAUAUAUAUAUAUAUAUAUUUGUGCCCAUUUUCAGAUUUUGAUGAAAUUAAUAGCAAUUGUACAGACGCAAGCAACAAAGCAAAAUAAGCAAGUUGCGAGAAAGACAGGAAAGUGCACUUAGCCUGAUUCCUCUCUCGGAUUUGGCACAAGUCUAAAUCGAGGAGAUAUUUUCCUAGUAAAAUAAAGCAAGCGAUAGCCGACACAUUGAUCGAGGGAUCAUGUUUUGGAACAAUUUCUUCAUGAUAAUAUCAAAGAAAUAAACGUCUGAACUUCUGGUUUGAUCAUUAGUCUUGUCCAGUGCAAGCAGGGAUUUGUCAGAGGUUGGAAAGGAGGCUAUUUUGGCAACCUUUUUACCAACCAUGCUUGCAGUGGGCGUCAAACUGGGAGAUGAUGGCACACGCUUGGAGUUGGUGUAGCAUGAUAAGGCCGACCUCUGCAGUUACUAUUUUGUUUUGCUCUUGAACAGAGUGCUAUGAACGAUAAUAUUUCCUUUUCCAAUAAUAUGUAUAUAUAUAUA
Molecule: messenger RNA, 3135 nt
Organism: Dioscorea cayenensis subsp. rotundata (Guinea yam)
Lineage: Eukaryota; Viridiplantae; Streptophyta; Magnoliopsida; Dioscoreales; Dioscoreaceae
Product: inactive protein kinase SELMODRAFT_444075-like
Exons: 9
Coding region: 320-2593 (757 amino acids)
Biological process (GO): protein phosphorylation
Molecular function (GO): protein tyrosine kinase activity; ATP binding
Source: RefSeq, a predicted model, not a curated record